AUGGGCUCGAUUUCAAGUAACAAAGCAGGGUCCGUUGCUCUGAUAACCAAGCUGAACCAUCUCAGCCCGCGGCUCGUUGAUGAACAAGACCUUGAAGCGAGAAGAGAAGCGCUCCAGACAGUUAAGAUACUGCGGAUACAGCUGGAACAGCCAGAAAAUGUAGCUGUGGAUAUGGCAUUUUCUCCCAUGAUUGCCGUCAGCGCGCGAGUUGCCGUGGAUUUGAAGUUAUUCCAGCACAUCGUUCAGGAAGGGCCCAUUACAUCUGCGAGAUUGGCAGAGCUGUCUGGAGCUGAGGAGCUGUUGAUAAUACGCAUUUUGCGGCCUCUAUCAGCGGUUCACUUGGUUGAGGAAGUCGAUUCAAGAACAUGGACUGCGACACCCGUCACGAGGGCCAUGGCUACUGAAGAAAUUGCCGCUGGCCAUCGAAUGAUCUCCCAAUUGAUUGUUCCAGCCAUGCAAAGUGCCCCAGCUUACUUCCUCCAACGCGGCCAUUCCUGCCCCAGCGAUCCCAAGGAUGGACUCAUGCAAUACGCUUUCAACACGAAACAAACCACAUUCGAACGGAUAGUGUCUUCUCCCUCCCUGCUCAAGGACUUCAACAUGUUCAUGGGCAAUACAAUGGGAGCGCGGAAAUACUGGGUUGACUGGUACCCAGUGCAGAGCCAAAUCCUCGACGGGGCAGCCACAGACAAGCCUCUGAUUGUUGACGUUGGGGCAGGGAAGGGCCAUGACUUGUUGUCGUAUAAGAACAGAUUUCCUAACACGGGCAGGCUAGUGUUGCAGGACUUGCCGGAGGUCGUAGAGACGCUGGAAGACUUGGAUGAGGCGGUUGAGAAGGUUACGUAUGAUUUUUUCACCGAACAGCCCAUCACAGGUGCAAGGAUCUACUUCUAUCACCAUAUCCUUCACGACUGGUCGGAUUCUUACUGUCUCAAAAUCCUCGCAAGGGCAGCUGCGGCAAUGAGGCCAGGUUACUCGAAGCUUCUGGUGCAUGAGAUGAUUGUUCCGGAACAGGCAGCUUCGCAGUUCCAGGCCCAGUUAGAUAUGACAAUGAUGGCUUUCAACUCCGGUGUGGAACGCACGUCACGACAGUGGCGUGAGCUGUUGGAGAAGGCUGGGCUAACGGCGGUGAAGUUCUGGGAACCGGUCGAUGAGGGUGGUGACGGCAUCGUUGAGGCGAUGAAAAUGUAG
Messenger RNA from Histoplasma mississippiense, 1191 nucleotides. RefSeq lists its product as hypothetical. NCBI's taxonomy places the organism in Eukaryota, Fungi, Ascomycota, Eurotiomycetes, Onygenales, Ajellomycetaceae. Bases 1 to 1191 code for a protein of 396 amino acids. The transcript has 5 exons. The record is from RefSeq and is a predicted model, not a curated record. Gene Ontology annotation, molecular function: O-methyltransferase activity.